Hemiscyllium ocellatum (epaulette shark) is the source of this 3203-nucleotide messenger RNA. Its product is annotated as kinetochore-associated protein DSN1 homolog. The coding region runs from base 239 to 1336 and encodes 365 amino acids. Lineage: Eukaryota; Metazoa; Chordata; Chondrichthyes; Orectolobiformes; Hemiscylliidae. The transcript is spliced from 12 exons. Gene Ontology annotation, cellular component: MIS12/MIND type complex. The record is from RefSeq and is a predicted model, not a curated record. Gene Ontology annotation, biological process: mitotic sister chromatid segregation; cell division.
GGAGAUCAGAAUCGAGAGUGGAGUGCACAGCAGGUUAGGCAGCAUCCAAGGAGCAGGAGAAUCGACAUUACAGGUCUUCCCUGCGAGCGCGCAGCACAAAUAGAACUACAAUGACCGAUAGCUACUGCAGGAGGGGGAGUGGGUGCGCAUGCUCGAAACUGGUGCAGCCUUCUCAACCCGUCCUUAUUCCCAUGGUGCCCCGCGCUCUUGAGCGGCCGGCGGCAAAGGGGGGAAGAAAAUGGCGGAAGGCAGUCACAUUAAGACAAGACUCCGAAGUUCCAAACAAACUACACCACUGUCAGAUCAGAGUUCCUCAUCUAAAAGAAAAUAUAGCAGAAAUCAGAAGUCUGGAAACUCUGAGUCCAUCACUAAGCAGGAAGGAGCCCCACAAAAGAGCAGCUUCCAGUCCCGGCGCAGUCCCAGGCUAAACCCUGGUGUGUGUGCUGAUACCAAUCUGAUUUCUCCAGGAUAUGCCAGUGUCAGCCCAAACUCCCAAGGCAGGAUGACUCUUGUCAACCCUACUGGAGAAAUUGAGGUCAGUAAGCCACCAUCUCCCAACAAGCGGCUCAAGAAAAGUCCAAAGUCACGGUCACUAUCCUGGCGACGCUCCAGUUUCAAGGGUGGUAGAGGGCGGAAAUCCCUCCCACCAAUCCACCAUGACGCAACAGAGAUUUUUGAGGGUAUCAGCACAGACUUGCCUGAGGAUGAAAGACUGGCACUGCUGCUUCAUGCGUGUUUGGAGUAUACUUUGCAAAAGCUGCAACACUCCUUGGAAACACAAGAGGCCUUCAGUCUUGAAGCCUUUCAAAAUCACGCUUCUGAUAUUUCCAAUGAUAUUAAACGCAUUGUUGAGACUAUGAAACUAGACGGGACUCUGAGGCAAUGCACAGAGAAACCAGACGAUGUUCUUCUCAAUUCAGAAACGGAGAUGCUGAUGAAGCAGCUAAAGGAUGGCAUUUCCAGAUUAAAUGCCGAGUGCAAAGCUUGGGACCAGCUGUUGGAAGUCUAUCGCCAAAAAGCAGAACAUACAGCUGAUGAUUUGGAGAAAGCAAAAGUUGCUGGAGGGGCGUUUGAACCAAUCACUUUGGAGAAUUCUCAGAUAAAUGUAAUCAGGACAAGACCUGACUACCAGAAUUUUCUGGAUGAGGAUGUGUCUAUUCUCCAGAAUAUGGAAUGUAUAAUGGACCAGCUGCAACUAACCAUGAACUUGAUUACUCGAGCCAAACAGGAAUGGGAUUCCUAUCUGAAAAAUAUAUCCGAAGAACUGGCAUCCAGAACAUUCAAAGGACUGGAAGAAUGUCCGGUACAGAAAUUCCUAACAGCUACCAAGGAGUAGUGAAGAGAACUGAGGUGACUGUUAUUGGGUUGAGAGGAGGUCUUCUCAUUGGAGUUUUGAUGCCUGUGGCAGUGACCUGCAAGACACUGUACUCACCUGGACUCUGCUCAGGAUCUCACCUGAGAUUUUACCACUCUCUGCACCUUGUGCUGGCAUUAGAGGCUAGUCAUAUGUUCUACUCCUCAUCCCCCAGUUUCGAGUUCAGCAGUGAAAGGCAGCUCUCGCCCAGUCCAGUUUGUAGUUUUACAGAUCCUAAGCAGGUGGUGAGUGAUUUCAGAGGCAUCAGGGCAGCUCUAGUGGUGUGGCUGUACAGGGAUAUCAGGUCCUUGCUCACCUAUGAAAUCUCUGGUAGAUUAUCCUGCUGAGGCUUGCUGACUAGGCUUCUGUUGAGAAUGGUCAUUUGGGAACAAAACGUGAAAGAGCUGUGGGAGCUUUUGACACAGAGCAUCAAUGUAUUUGUGGCAGCAGGAGGUCAGAAAGAGACUGGAUUGAUGUGAUGUGGUUAAAUGAGUUGAAAUCUGAGGGAAAGCCUGCCUCCAGUGGCAAUGUAUAUGGGUUUUGGUAAUCAAAUUCCAUGGCAGCUGCUACCAUUUUGAAGUGAUGUGGCCCAAUGAUCUUGUGAAAACCCACAGCAUCCUUUUGCAGAACUGGAAAUGAAUGGUUUUGCAAAUGAAUGGAAAAAACUUGUGAGCACCCUUAGUCCCACAGGUCUCACUCCAGGAGAGAGUGCAUGUAGAUAGUUGGAGUCUUUCGUCUCAGGUUUUUAUGCAGUGUAAAUUUUGGAUUAAUAGCUGUAACAUAAAUGCUGAGAUUGUUUGGUCUUAACAUUUCUCCUGUUUUUCUAGCUGAGUUUUUCUUUCUCUGCAGCAUCCAGAACAUUCAAAGGACUGGAAGAAUUGUCCAGUACAGAAAUUCCUAACAUCUACUAAGGAGUAGUGAAGAGAACUGAGGUGACUGUUAUUGGGUUGAGAGAUCUUCUCAUUGGAGACCUGUUGGUGUCCUGUUAUGAAGGUGGCUGUAGUGAUGGAUCUAAUUUAGCUGAGAACACGUGGUUUGCCUGAAUCUCAGCUAAACUCAAAACUGAACAGGAGUAGAAACUGUAAUCCCCUCUACUUAACUUUCAAUUUUAAUUCUGCAGAAUUAUGGAAUUACAUUUUAACAUCAGUAUUAUGCUAUGUGUUGUGCUUGUUAUUUACAAUAACAAAUUUGAACCAUUUCUGGAAGGUAAUUUUCAUUGCUUGUGUAAUAAUUUUCAUUGUUAAAUAAUGAAUGUUUUCUGAGCACUAAGUGAUCAGGAGAGUUUGCUUUGAGUGUUAAAAAUAGUUACAAUUUCAGAAUAAAUCUGACAUCAGUUGCUGGAUUUUCUUUGAUGAGAAACAUAGGAGGAUUCCACAUCCACAUGGUCCUUCGGAACCUGGUUUGCUCACCUGAUGUGAAAAUCAAUAUGCACAUUAUAGAAAUGAAACGACAAGAUACUUGCCCGAGAAUUCUCACUUGUGUUACAUAGAACAUAGAAGGAUACAGCGCAGUACAGGCCCUUCGGCCCUCGAUGUUGCGCCGACCGAAUCCUACCUAACCUAUACUAGCCCAAUAACUUCCAAAUGCCUAUCCAAUGCCCGCUUAAAUGACCAUAAAGAAGGAGAGUUCACCACUGAUACGGGCAGGGCAUUCCAUGAACUCACAACCUGCUGUGUGAAGAAUCUACCCCUAACAUCUGUCCUAUACCUACCACCCCUUAAUUUAAAGCUAUGUCCCCUAGUAACCCCUGACUCCAUUAGCGGUAAAAGGUUCUUAGUAUCUACCCUAUCUAAACCCCUAAUCAUCUUAUACACUUCUAUCAGAUCUCCCCUAAACCUUCUCUUCUCCA